UACGUCAUCAACCAGUUCCAGGAGGAUCUGGGGUGCCUCACAGCUGCUACCUCCUCACAGCUAACGAGUAAAAACAAAGCGCCCCCGUGUUAUAAAAGCAGCAGGCAGCGAGGCUAUAUACUUGUGACGGCCGUUUGUCUGAAUGUAUGAAGAGAAAGUAGCACACGUUUUGCACUGACGGGCUUUUUGUAAACCCACCCUAGUUACCAACCAUGUCCGACGCUAGUGACACUGCUACACACAACAGCCGAGACUCUGGGCUCAACGGGUCCUGGGUGGAGCUGGAGAUGAACAGAGGCACCUCAGGGUCAGCCCAGUCAUCGUCCACAGUUAGCCCCUCUCCAGGCCUGCUGCCCCUUCCCCAGGUGGAGGAAGAGGAAGCCAUGGUGGGGGCGCUGGAGCAUGUGCCAUCCUCGUCCUCCAUCCACAAUGGUGACAUGGAGAGGAUCCUGUUGGAUGCCCAGCACGAGUCAAGCCGUAGCAACUCGUCCUGUGAUAGUCCUCCACGGCCCCACACUCCCCAGGAUGAAGGGCAGAUCAUCUUCGACGUGGACGUGACUGGCAGGAGAGACAGUCAAACAGAAGAGGAUGGCUUGGACAAGGAGAGGGACAUGGACAUCCUGAUGAAGGACGCAGAUUGGGUUGCUGACUGGUCUAGUCGACCGGAAAACAUUCCUCCUAAGGAGUUUCAUUUCUGUCACCCUCGACGCUCUGUGACGCUCAGCAUGAGGAAGACUGGCGCCAUGAAAAAAGGAGGCUUCUUCUCUGCCGAGUUCCUCAAAGUCUUCAUCCCAUCGCUGCUGAUUUCACACAUCCUCGCCCUGGGACUCGGAGUGUACAUCGGCAAGAGGUUGACCACGCCCCCCACCAGCUCCUUCUGAAGCUGCACCUGAAGAAAAGUGCCUGAAAAGUAGCCUGGAGCCAGAGAAAGUAUUGCUGUCAUAAGGAGAAGAAUUUCUCCUCCCUCUAUCCUGCUUGCCUCUGCCUCCUCCUCUUUGCUGAGAUAUGACAUGUUCUCAGUAAUGCAUUGGCCUCCUUACCCUCACCCUCCUCCCCUUUUUCUUGACGGGCUUUUCUGACAGUAGAUACCCCCCUCCACCUAUAUCACUCACUUGUAAAAGCUUUUCAAAGAGUGCAUAAGGCUUUUUCGGUUCUCCCCUUAGGUUAUUUUUUUUAAGUGAGGGUCACAGCAUUGAAACCAAACUCUUCUGUCCACUUUUAACCCCAGAUUGUGACGACCAUGAGUUAAAAAGUGAAAAUGCCUUUUACGAAAGCAGCUCUUUUGCUCUUUCUUUGCUGUCAUUUGCUUCUUAUUUAAAUGUAUUUUACCGCAGGAACUAUUAAGUUUACCAGAGUGGCCAUCCCUUACAGCGAGGAAUCACAAGACGAAACAAAGAUGUGAAGAAGUAUUUUGCCGAAAGGCGGAGUGUUGACGAGUGUCGUGCAGGCCGUGUGCGCACCAACAGUAUUUCAAGGUCGGGUCUUGGGUGACAGUGUUGUGGGGUCGAGAAAGCUUCAGACAGCGUGUUAAUGUUCUUUCAGUGCAACUUGACCCUCUUUGUUUGUCUGCAACAUAUCGAAAAGGUACGCUCACUUGGGCUGAUUACCGCGUUACGUUUUGUGGCGAUUUUAAGUUAUCUUAAAUACCGAAAUAUUUGGAGAAAAAACGAGAUCAGAACUAAGUUUUCAAUUGGCUUUCCAACUUUUAUUUUACGCGAGAAAAGUUGCAUAGCACACCACCAAGUGUGCCACAACCUAUUCAGGUUCAUUUUCUACCUUCUGCCAUCUAAUGGAAAAGCAUUUAGUUCUUCUGCCUCUCACAAUAAGCAAAUAAUCAUUUUCGGACCAGUCAAGCGUAAUUGGAUUCCUUUCUGUGUUCGGGAAUGAAAACAAUGGAAUUGGAAAAACAUUUUCUUUUAUCGAAUGGUGAGGUAUCUUUUUUUUGUAGGUAUCCCGUCUUGCGUUCUAACUCCACAACGUCGUGUUGUUAUUUUUGCCGGACUGCUUGAGUUUGGACAGGAGUUCCAUGGCGGUGCUCAAUUUUGUGCGUCUAAAGGCUGAAUUAUGCUUGAGCAGCGGCGUGGCUGAGCACUUGACUUGCAGUACUCUGCGCAAACACUAGGAGCGGUGUUUCGCUGAGUGUAAACAACUACAACUCGGGUUGACUAGCUGUUUAGCUUCCUGUGUAGUAGUAGUGAACAACUGAUCGUUGUUGGAGAUGGAACUAAUCUUUUCACUUUUACUGCUCCUCAAUUUUGGUGGACAUUUUGGUGCUGUCUCAGGACAGAAAAAACGGACAUUACACACUAAAAAAAGGCGACCAAUCACAACUUUGCGGCCUGCGUCGCCAUUGACACAAGGUAAGACUCAUGGGGGCUUAUGCCGGCGCCGUGAUGCUGUAGCGUAAUUCAGCCGCAACCUGUGAUGGAUUUCACUGACUAAAUGUGUGAUUGCAGACACAGAAGUGACAUGUUCAGCAGUAUAGCACACUGAAGAAAAGCGUGGACAGCUCAAGACCCGGGUCUGCCAUGCUUCGGUUGUCCCGUCUCACAGCACAGCAGAGCUCGACUGCAUGACGUUAAUGAGCAAGUUUCGUUGAGCUCAAUAAAUCAUUCCAUGCCCGAGAACUGAACAUGCACAGCAGGGAUUCGGUCAGGUGGAUGAACAAAAGGAAUCAACACUCUUUACUGCCUCCAAGUGAAGUCUUUCCCCGAAAGAGCUGACACUCGUACUCCACUUGGAGCCAAAUGCCAAAUCUAUCACGUAUGAAAAUGCAGUGUAGAUCAAAUGUGAUCUUUUGUGAAGUACGGUACUAAUGGAAGCAAUGACCCAGCAGGUCAGUCCUUACCAUUUUGUACAAAACCAAAAGAAAAAAACAUCAACUAUAAGAGUGGUGAUUUUCACCAUUUCGCCCCAAAUGUGACUUCUCUACUCUUCUAUGAGACAUUUGUGCUCCUGUUUUAAAAUGUGCGGCUUUCAGAAAGCUGAUUUUGUUUUGACUUUGCCUCCUUUUGUGUAAAAGUACAGAGCAGGAGUCACGUUGUUCCAAAGUAAAGCCUGUUUUGUUAACUAAUGACUGGUCCUAACAGUACUUAUUGUCAUGCAUUUGCUUGAUUUUUUUUUUCCUAUUGCAUUCAAGAAAUGAGAAACCUUUUUGUCAUUAAAGAUAACCUGAAUGAAUAUUUU
Messenger RNA from Dunckerocampus dactyliophorus (ringed pipefish), 3186 nucleotides. RefSeq names its product BCL2 interacting protein 3 like b (gene bnip3lb). Gene Ontology annotation, biological process: mitochondrial outer membrane permeabilization; positive regulation of apoptotic process; defense response to virus. The record is from RefSeq and is a predicted model, not a curated record. The transcript is spliced from 6 exons. Lineage: Eukaryota; Metazoa; Chordata; Actinopteri; Syngnathiformes; Syngnathidae. The coding region runs from base 213 to 881 and encodes 222 amino acids. Gene Ontology annotation, cellular component: mitochondrial outer membrane; mitochondrial envelope; nucleus.